Messenger RNA from Hippopotamus amphibius kiboko, 1929 nucleotides. RefSeq names its product DPY30 domain containing 2 (gene DYDC2). The transcript has 5 exons. Gene Ontology annotation, cellular component: Set1C/COMPASS complex. Lineage: Eukaryota; Metazoa; Chordata; Mammalia; Artiodactyla; Hippopotamidae. The coding region runs from base 1213 to 1743 and encodes 176 amino acids. The record is from RefSeq and is a predicted model, not a curated record.
UGAUCGGAAGAGGGCCCCGCAGGAGGAUGUGCGGCAGAGAGCAGAGGCGGGCGGAGCCUGGCGGGAUAGGAGGCACAGCUGAGAGAAGGGGGCGCGCGAGGUAUGCAGGGUGCCGGAUGGAGAGCAGGGAGCACCAGGGUGGGUGAGCAGAGACGUGCAACCUACAGGCUGUGAGGAGGGGGCAGCCGAAAAGGGGAAUCGAGCGAGCGGGCCUAGCAGGUGCGCGCACCCUGGGAGAAAGGACAGAAGGCUGCGGCAGGGGGUGGGGGGUGGCAAAGGCUACCUGAAGGUGAAGCCCCACAGCCUUAGGCCAGAGGAGACUGUAGCUAUCUGACCGGCCUGGUAUUUUCCCGACUUAGCACCUUUGCGCUUGCUGGUGACUUCUACUUGGUUCCUGUCCACUGAAAAAAAUCGCACGUGUGAGAGCUGUGUGAGUUCAGUUUUCUUUGGGGACUUAACUGAGGACCAUAGCCCUGGAGACAGCCGCUCAGACAGCUCAGCUCUGAGGAGCUGCUUCUGCUUGAAAGAGAUCAGAAAACUGAGGGUCAAAGAGACUUGGUAACUUGCUGAAGAUCACACAGCUAAUAAACAGCAGACCCAGGACUGGAACUUGGUCCGUCUGAUCCCGAAUUCUGUGUCUGCUGCUACAUUACACCUCCGCUCCUAACUAUGGUUUAACUCGGGCUUCAUUGCCUCCAAUUCUUGACAUAUGAUUAAGAGUAAAUCCAGGGGCUCAACUCAACCUAAAGUAGUUUCUUGCUUAAGCAACAGAAAAUGGAAUAUUGUGUCAAGUGCUAGCAGAGCCCCUGACCAACAGUAGCUACAGUGCUGGGCAUCUUCCCUCCCUCUCCUCCUCAGGGCUUCUCAGUGGUCCAUUGUGAAAUAUACAAGCCUGUCUUAUGUAUGUCAUAGACGACUGUAGCUCCCAACCUCACAAUAGUGCAGCUUGCUGGGUGCCCAGAGCCCCUCCCAAGCCCUCCUGCCUGCUCAGUUAUUUCUUCCCUACUCAAGGGUAGAGAUGUGUGAGUAAGCAGAGGCCUUAGCCAUUUUUAAACACCAAUCUGCCAAGCUCCUCUCAGGCCUGAUGACCCCCAAGACCUAUUUACUGACCUAAGACAGCUGGAGAGCUUUAGAAAAAAGUCCACCUGAAUGGAAGAGCUAUUGAUUUGUAAAAUAGUGUGACCCUGUUUGACCUUCUCCAAGCCCACCAGGAUGGAAACCGAAUACCUGAAGAGGUGCUUUGGAAAUUGCCUGGCCCAGGCACUGGCAGAGGUGGCGAAGGUUCAGCCCAGUGACCCCAUAGAGUACCUGGCACACUGGCUUUAUCAUUACAGGAAGACGGCACUAGCAAAAGGAAAGGAUAAGCAAGAGAAGAUCCAGCUGCAGGAAGAAUAUGAAAAUAGCCUCAAAGAAGCCAGAAUGACAGAAAUGCUGAAGCAAGAAGAGUGUGAGAUUCAGCAGAAGUUUGAAAAAUGUCAACAGCCACUGAUAUCUGUAGCGAAUUCCACAAAGAAGACUGUAUUCAUGCAAGAGAACACAAAACUCCUUGAGAAGGAAGCCUUGAAGCAGGAAUCCCUGCCAGGAACUUCCAGUAUGAUUCCAGGAAUGCCUCAACAGAUUCCUUCUUCAGAGCCAUCCAUCCAGGUUGACUGGAACAUUGAAACUCCACAAGAAAUAAAUUACCAGGCUUUUCAGCAUGAAAUUGCCCCUGAAAUGCAUCCUGGCUCCAAAUCUCCUCCCUAGGUUAUAGGAGGAGAUGGAUGUUUCUAAUGAUGCUUCUCUCAAAGCUGCAAGCUGAGAAAAUGGCCAGUUAGAAAAGCUCUUACUUGAAGAUGAUUAACUAUGUAGAUUAAAUGAAGAUAUGAAAGGCUGUAGAAGGAGGUGCCUGCAGGGACUCUCCAGCCCAAGUCCUGUCCUGAUAGCCAUGAA